AAAAGAGAACUGUUAGGCAAGAAAAGAAAUGGGAUGUGUAACAGCCAGUGUUGGUGAGCCAGGGGAAACUCUUCUAGUCACAACAGAUGUUAAAACAGACUAUAAGUAGGAAACUCCGACCGGUAGUGAAUUUCGCCCGCUUUCACAGCCCCGACGAGUUCGUGCAAUGGAACAGUGAUUGUCGGAAGUCUCCAAUACUUCAAGUACCGUCUUUCACACAUUCAAGGCAAGAAAUUCAGUUCUGUGAUUUCUGGAAUAUUUUCUGCGCCACCUGAAAAGUCAUCCAGUAGAUAAUGUGAGUCAACAUACAGAAAUACCUUUCUAACUGCGCCACGAAACUGUGGGCAGCAAGCACAGUGACAUUUUACUGACGAGCCCCUUACAAGCAUUCCAGACGUUAGGAACAUAACAGUGUUUGAGAAACGCAUAUCGUCCAAGAUGAUUAAUCUGAAGAAAUCCACCAUUGCGCGUUCAUCGUGGCGAGCCUAAUGUCAAAGGUUAAAGGACGACCCGAAGUGUGAGCAUGCGCCUUAGGGUCGCACUGCUGGUGUGCUGCCUGCUGGUGAUGCUUGUUGCAAGGGCCGACGGGAAAUGUAGGAAAAAAAAGGGAGGGAAGAAAUGUGAAAAGGCAUCAGUUGGCGACCCAGGGCCCCCCCGCUGGCGACGACGCAUGAAGGAGACAGUACUUGUGGAGCGGGAGCAGUCCACGGUGGUGUUAAAGUGUCAGGCCCGAGCUAAUCCCAGACCUCGCUACAGGUGGUACAGAAGCGGCAAUCUUCUUAAUACCAAAAAAUCCAAAAAGUACCGGCGCAGGUCGUACCGUCUGACCAUCAACUCGCUUCAGAUGGCGGACUCCGGACAAUACACAUGCACCGUCUACAACACACUCGGAUCUCUCAACAGGACGUUCACGCUGAGGGUAUUAGGAUCUACUCACGAUAUGUCCGAGAUCACAGUCAAGGAAAGACCGAGAAACCAGACCGCUAAGAUAGGAGACACCGUAGUGUUCGGCUGCAGCACCGACAGCUUCCCCAGGCCAACUAUUGAGUGGUCGCGGAAGAAGGGGAACAGUCCACGUGUGGACAUCCUGCAGAAACCCAGUACCAGUAGACGGGCCGAGAUGUUUGUGCUGGACAGAGUUACUAAGGAUGACGUUGGUUUAUACACGUGCACUAUCAAAAACAAGAUGUCUAGUCGCCAGCUCACAGCUAAGCUAGCUGUUAUACGGGAAGGCGAGGAGUUACCGUUUGAACCCAAGUGCGCGUUGCACAUUCGCAAGGAGUACCUGUAUGACAGUGUGUACGGUUGCAAGACGUCACAGCCGGUCAAGAUUACUUACUGCAUGGGAUCAUGUGGGCGCAGCGAGUUUACCCCCCUCCUCGUCCUGGCGGCUACCAACAUGUCAUCAUCCACAGCCUCUACCCCCACACCCCACAUCAACCAGACGUGCAAUUGUUGUGUAGGACAGGUGCAAAGCCUACGCGUGGUGUCACUGGACUGUCCCUCGGGGGGCACAAUGAACGGUUUCUUCACCACGCUCGGAGGGUGUGUGUGCCGCAGCUGUAAAGUUGAAGGUGGGUGGGGAUGGGCUCCAUCCGAAAUGGGCAUAACAAAUGAACCAACUCCCAGAACACCCUGACGCAGUGGCGACGUUGGGCAAAUGGUGCAGUGUCAUAGCUGCUGCUGACAGUGCCUAGAACCUCACGUCUUUGUAGACGUGCUCCCGUUGCCUAUGCUCCAGUCAACGCAAAGAAUGGCAGAGUAACUCCAACUUGACCCGACUGAUCACUUGUUCUGCACUACAUGCCCGGUCUGUGAAGCAAGUACUUGAUCAUGUGGUUCUGCUUGUGGAUCGCGGCAUGACGGCACGUGAUUUACCUGGGGAUGGAGUGUCGCUUUCGGGACUCCACGCCCGACAUGUAAGGCGCUGUACCCCUCAGGUGUCUGCAGAUGUUUACAUGUAAUGCUGCAUUGUAGUCACUUUUUUUCCUGAUACGGAAUUUUUAUUAUUAAUUAUGAUUUCGGACAGCGCUUCUAUUCACUUCAUAAUGGUAAUAACGGACUCGGGACACAUGCCUGUGUUUUGUGGGUCAACACUGAUGACUACCAUACCUGACCCAGGUUGGGACGUCCUUGGGCACACGGACGGUAAAUUUAUCAAUACAGUCUUAUUUAAUAAGCUUGUCAUUGUCAUUAUAUUCUUAUAACCGCUUACUGCGAAAAGAGUUUUCAAACUAGAAACGUUUAUGAUAGGUUGUUUCCCGUACACUUUGGUGUAUUGACACAACCCAACACAGAUCUAUGUAUGUCACAACAAGCUGCCAAAGAUACCUACACAUUUUUAAGCCACUUUUCCGUUUCUCAAGAUACAUUUAGAUCUAGCAAUAAAUUUCACAAAGUCGACACUUGUAGAGUUCACACUGUAUAAUAAAGACGUGUUCUACUUGAA
Molecule: messenger RNA, 2449 nt
Organism: Haliotis rufescens (red abalone)
Lineage: Eukaryota; Metazoa; Mollusca; Gastropoda; Lepetellida; Haliotidae
Product: fibroblast growth factor receptor 3-like
Exons: 9
Coding region: 524-1639 (371 amino acids)
Biological process (GO): homophilic cell-cell adhesion; synapse organization
Cellular component (GO): axon; plasma membrane; neuronal cell body
Molecular function (GO): axon guidance receptor activity
Source: RefSeq, a predicted model, not a curated record